CCCCUCAUCCAAGAGUAUUCCAACAUUAACUCAUAUUUUGCUUGCAAGGAGAGAUAGAUAGCUCGCUACGCAAUUGCGUUCACACUUCUAAGUAAACAUUACUACCUCGCCUCGGGCGAAUCGAGGCUCCGCUAUACACUAUGAGUGUUAAAAUUAUGUCACUCGGUGGUUUGUUUUGAAUGUCAAAGCCUGAAGCUAGCUAUACGUCUGAAUAUUGUUGAUAGCUGCUUGGCUAAGGGGGCUAGCUAGCUAGGCUAACGAAAUUCAACCCAGAUGCAUCAGAAUGCUGGAAGUAGCGGCGAAACGGUGGUUUGAAACCGAACGUUUUAUUAAAUCGGACUCUUAAGUGAGUCGCGUAGCUGUUGGAUAGUGUGUGUUGUGACGAUUUGGGGAAAUAUGCACGCAGAGCUCUUUGAAAACACCAGCUAGCAUGUAGCAAGCCGCUUGCAGUGUCUCCAUUCAUAUCCUGCGCACUGGCUCUGCUCAGACCGAGUAAUGGCUACGAUCCGCUGCCUUUUUAGAGCGGCAACUGGGAACACGGUCCCCCUCCUUCACAACCGCGGGCACACACGGUUCAUCUUGCGUGUUAAUUUUGUUUUUUUUUUUGGGUGUCUUGUUGUGUUUGUUUCCGCUGGAAGUUCUGUGCACAGUUGUCGAGACUGGUGGUGAAUUUCUGCGAGAGCAAGAAGUGGAAACCUUUUUUACAGGCUGCGUGAAAACCGCGCGUUUUCGAUUUGUUGUCUUUUUGCCGUCCGCUGUUUUCUUCUCGACGUACCUGCUGUUUUGAUCUUUGCCGAUUCAUGACAGAGGGUUUUCUUGUUUGUUGAGUGAAGGUGAAGAUGCGUUUAUGUGUUAAAAUUUGUCAUGGAUGAUGAAGACGGCAGGUGCCUUCUAGAUGUAAUUUGUGACCCAGAAGCUCUCAAUGACUUUCUUCAUGGAUCUGAGACCCAUUUGGACACUGACGACCUUUUGGAUGGUUCGAGUGACCCCUCCAGCUCGUUCUUCUCUACCACUGGGGGCCAUGUUCCGGAGGUCCAGCCUGCAGUCCAGCUGUCGGCCAAUGAGCCGACAGGCCUGCCUAGAGUCAGUGUCGACCUGGACUUCCUGGAGGAUGAAGACAUCUUGGGAGGAUCCCCAGGUGGAGAAGGUGGGAGCAAUGGCAUUGGGACAAAUCACGAACCAUGUGACAUCCUGCAGCAGAGCUUGGCUGAAGCCAACAUCACAGAACAAAGCCUUCAGGAGGCAGAGGCUGAGCUGGACCUGGGCUCCUUUGGAAUUCCAGGUCUUACGCAGGUGGUUCAGACGCUGCCUGAUGCCACCCUUCCUGGGUCUGGAGGCGCUGCUGUUGGUGUAGGCAUAGGUGUUGGUGUUGGGGGAGCAGCAGCAAUUUUCCCAGGGUCUGCCCCCAGCAACACAUCUACUCCCCCCAGUGCUACAGCUGAUAUGCUGGGGUCAGUGCUUGCCCAGCAGGGCCUCCAACUCCAACCCCAGGUCAUGAACAAGGCCAUUAGUGUUCAGCCAUUUAUGCAGCCCAUGGGCCUAGGAAAUGUGACGCUUCAACCCAUUUCAAGUCUCCAAGCUCUUCCUAAUGGGAGCCAGUCUGGACAUUUGGGUAUUGGACAGAUUCAGGUUGUGGGCCAGCCUACAGUCAUGACUAUCAAUCAGUCUGGGCAGCCAAUCCUGGCAAAAGCCAUGGGUGGUUACCAGCUGCAUCAGUCUGGGCCAGAGGUAUCAGGUGCUGGUUCUCAGGCGGGGCUCGGAGGCUCAGGGGGUGGACUUCUGAUCCAAAGCAACAAAGGCGCUUUGGGAUCUCCAGCUUUAAAUGGACCGGCUGUUUGUGUCAGCAGCACAAACAGCAGCAGUGGUGUUACAAUGACUGCUUCUACUGGGCUUGUGGGCUUUGGCAGUACUUCUCUAAGUUCAGGAAUUGGACCCCAGACACAAACACAAGGCCAAAUCAUGCAGAACGUGAUCAUCCAACGCACACCAACACCCAUUCAGCCUAAACCCCCUCAGGGGGGAGCCAUCCAACCGAAACUCUUCAAACAGCAGCAACAGCAGCAGCAGUCCCAGCCAGCACCCCAAACCCUGCAAAACGAUGCCCACAAGGCUCUAGGGCUGCAACAAAUUCCGGUUUCUACUGCUCAGAAUGUAGCCUUCUUGACAGGAAAGCCAGGCUCUAACGUUGUCCUGAGUACUCAAGCCACAACACAAGGCCCUCAGUUUCAACAAACCCUAUUCAAACAACAAGCAGCACAACCAUCUGGCAAGCCCCUCAGUGUACACUUGUUAAACCAACAAGGCAGCAUCGUUAUUCCCUCUCAGACAGUUCUGCAAGGUCAGAAUCACCAGUUUCUCCUGCCACAACUUCAAGCAGGUGGGCAGAUCCUGACCCAGCACCCUGGGGGCCACAUCAUAACUAGUCAGGGUCCUGGUGGACAGCUCAUUGCUAACCAGAUUUUAACUACAAACCAGAACAUCAACUUGGGUCAGGUGCUGACUUCACAAGGUCACCCUGGGGCACACAUCCUCUCUGGACCCAUUCAGCUCCAGCCUGGCCAGAUGGGCACACCCACCCUUUUUCAGAUGCCUGUCUCACUGGCCCAGAGUCAAAGCCAGACACAGACUCAUUCUGUCUCAGGUCAUGCCCAGACAGUCAUACAGGGCAUGCCAAUCCAGAACUCCCUGACCAUGCUUAGUCAAGUGGAGGGGCUGAGCCCCGCCGUCAGCCUCCAGCCAGCUCUUCAACCCCAGCCAGGUGGCGUCCCCAGCAGCAACAGCACAGGAGCAGCAACCAUGGCUCAAGGCCAGCCUGGAGAGUGUGUUACUGUGCUGGGCAGCUCCACAGACCAGGCUGCUCAUCCUACUCAGCAGCAUGUACCACAGUCCUCUAUCCUGGCCAUGCAACCGGCUUUGUCUGUGUCCACGACUGCCACAGUACCCACCUCUUCUCCGUCCAUGUCCGUGUCCACCUCUUCCUCUGUCACAGCAGUGGGGCUGGUCCCCCCUCAGGCUCAGCACAGUCCAGGGAGGUUACUCUUUACCAACCAGGGCUCCAGUAUGAUCCUGAGCCAGGAGUCUCUGCAGAUGUUCCUGCAACAGGAGCAGCGCCACCAAACAGAGAAUGAGUCAACCCCCUCUGUGGGCGUACCGGCGUCUGUAAUCGUCAGCAGCAACAGCAUCACUGCUCCGGCCCCCGCUGUCCAUGACAGCCAAUUAACUGACUCAUGGGUGGGUCAGAGCCACAGCCCUUCCCCUGGCCCCUCCCACAUGACAGCAGUGGUGAAGCAGGUACCCUCCAGUGGACACAAACAGACCCUGAAGAUCCAGGGCAUGUCCCCCUCACCGACCUUGACCACUCACCCGGCAGCGCCCCCAGUGGCGGUCAGCCCUCAGCCUUCCCACUCCCCUCUCACUCUGAGCCAGCAGAUCCAGUCGCCACACCAACAGCAACAGUCUCAUCCUCCCUCUCAGCCUCAGCCACAGUCUCAGACUCCCUCCCGCUCAUGCACACCCUCAUCUCAUCCUCCGCUUUUUAUUGUCCAUAACCAAAUAGCAGAGUCCCCCCAGCCGGCUCCACAGGGCCAGACGCAGCCCCAGCAGACACACAUUCAAGUUCAGCUUCAGCCUCAGCCUCGACCGGCCUCUCAGCCGGCCCCUUAUCAGCAAGACAUGCCUCCUAUGUCACAGUCACCCAAGCCUCCUCCUGCACCACCUGCACAGCACCAGUUUACGUCUCCUCCUGUGAGCACAUCUGCCGCUGCUGUCGUCAAAGCCCAGGUUCCCAUCCAGGGCCUGACAGCGGAGCAGCAGCACCACCUGCAAUUAGUAGGAGCGCAAAUUCAGACGCUGUCAGGCAUCGCUCAGCCCUCACCUCAGCAGAAACAGCUGCUGGAUAAACUGCACCAGGUCCAGCAGAACAUCCUGCUGCAGGCCAAGCAGUCCGCUCAGCCUCAGCCUCAGCCUCAGCCUCAACCUCAACCUCAGCCGCAAGCAACCAGUCAGUUCAGCUCGCAGCAAGAUGUGCCUGUUGAUAAAGUGGUUCUUGCGUCAUCGGUCAGCAGUGGCACACCUGCUCAGCUUCCCUCAGUGCUGCAGCCGACGUCAGUGCUCGUCAAAACUCCGGCUACAGCAUCAAGUGACUUACAGGUAUUCUCAGGAGCCCAAGGGCCAGCUGGAGCAAUGGUGAAUCAGACUGUCACUCCUGCCAGCCUUACCCAGCCUGCACAGGUUCAGCCAAAGCCAGGGGUGAUCAGCUCAGUUGGAGGGAUGACUCUGGGGAAAGGUGGGAUGCAGAUACAGGUAUUGGCUCAAAUGCCUGCUCCUCAGCCUCCAGCUCCAGUACAAACUCAGACAACAAUGAAGAUGCCUUUCAGUGCAGAGCCCAGCAAAGAAGCCAGUAUGCUGGAACAGCUGAGGAAACAGCAGGGUUCAGUGCUUCACCCAAACUACAGUGCUCCUUUCCACUCAUUUGAGGACACACUGCACAGACUGCUGCCUUACCAUCUCUACCAGGGAACUGCCAACUCUUCUCAAGACUAUCAGAGAGUGGAUGAUGAAUUUGAGAAGGUGUCCUGCCAUCUGCUUAAAAGAACCCAGGCCAUGCUGGAUAAAUAUCGCCACCUGCUCUUCACAGAGUCAAAACAGAGACUGGGCCCCUCGGCAGAGAUGGUGAUGAUCGACCGGAUGUUCAUUCAGGAGGAGAAGGUCGCACUGAGUCAGGACAGGAUUUUGGCCAAGGAGAGACCAGAGGAGUUUGUGGCAAACGUGCGCUUGUUGGAGAGUGUAGUUUCAUCCCAAGAGAAAUCAUCUUCUGCUGAGCAGACCCCGGUGAGUGGAGGUGUAGCUGUUGCUGUCCCUGCUCCUGCACCUGCAGCUCCUGCCCCAGCACCUCUUCCAAACGUCACCCCAAACCCUCCUCCAGGACCUACUCCAGCUCCGGUUCCGGCUCCAGCUCCAGUUCCAGUUCAAGCUCCAGCUCCAGCUCCCGCUCCAGCUCCAGCUCCUGCACCUUCUACCACCCCUUCCACCACCCCUUUUCCUCCUACCAAACUAGUAAUAAAACAGGGUGGAGGUGGAGCCUCUGUGUCUUGGUCCAGCAGCUGUCCCCCUCCACCUCCAUCUGGAGCAAGCAGGGUGGUGCCCGAACCCACCAGCCAGAGCACCUCCUUCAGUCGCGCUCCUGCAGCAUCCUCCUCUUUCUCCUCUUCGUCCUCGCAAGCUGCUGACGAUGACGACGCUCUCCCACAGAGAACCAGCAAACCGCCUAUGAAGACUUACGAGGCUCGCAGGAGAAUUGGCCUGAAGCUGAAGAUCAAGCAAGAUCAAACGGGGUUCAGUAAGGUAGUCCACAACACUGCCUUAGAUCCAGUGCACACACCUCAACUUCAGCAGAGCAGCCAGUCCAUAUCGCAGCCUCAGACGCAGCCUCAGUUUGAAGCUGCUGUAACGCACCCAAAGUCCCACCCUUCAUCAACUCCUCCUACUACAGUCAUCAGAACUCAGUCCCCCGUAUGUACUGUUUCCUCUGCCUCAUCGGUCACCACGGCAACCACUCGGUGUAAUCCACCACUGAGAGGUAAUGUUCCCCCCAAUGCAGCUCCAUCUUCCUCUACCUCUUCUUCUCAUAGUUGGUCAUCAUCCACCUCCUCCUCCUCCUCCUCAACUCAAAUGAAUGGGACAUUAGAUCACCAUGAUGUAGGUGGCGUCAAACACAAUUCUGCCUCCACUGCCACCCCCUCACAGACAACCUGCCGUCUCCCCCUUCGAAAAACCUACCGGGAAAACAUUAGUCCCCGGGUCAGACCUGGUGUCCCAGGGGGAGGAGACGAAAGUUUGUCCUACCCCAGACCUACACCCUCACCCCCCAGGCACGAGGCCUCAUCUCCUCCCUCAGAGCGGACUGUGAUAGCCAGCGUGAAGGUGGAGAAAAGAGGCAGGGAGGCCUCGCACGCUCACACAGAGUCGAGCCACGAAAGUGGCCGUUUAGUGAGUGCAAUGCAGGGGCUGGACGACAUGGACGAGGUGUUCAACCGUGGUAUCAAAACCACACAACACCAUCAUCUCCCGCAGCUCCUCGACAGGGAAGGGGCGAAGGAGAGAGGGGAAGAGCACACAGACCAAGAGACAGAUGUAAGUAAAUACAAGCGGGCAAGUGGGAAAAAUAGACAUAGGGCAGGUGGAACAUUCAGAAUGGACCAGCAUGCCCCUGGGCCUCCCUCUCCAGAGUCCUCCUUUACACGAGACUCUUUGCUUCCUGCCAAACGCUGUAAGUCAGACUCCCCCGACAUGGAUAACGCCAGCUUCUCAAGCGGCAGCCCUCCGGACGACUCUCUGAAUGAGCACCUGCAGUGCGCCAUCGACAGCAUCCUGAACCUGCAGCAGGAGCCUUCUGCCCGCGGGCACCACAUUAAAGGGGGCAACAGCAGGUCCCACCAACACCAAAGCCAGCGCCCAGGGGGCUCGGCAGCCUCAUCCCACAGACCCUCAGUCCCACCUUCCUCCUCUGCUUCCUCGUCCUCCUCCUUGGCCCAGCACCCUCAGGUUGGUGGCCGCGGCCACAAUGGCAGCCUGGUUCCCCAGACUCAAAGCAGAUAACAGCCCCUCAGCCCCAGGCCGAACUGAUAAGGGGGGGGACUAAGAGACAGAUUUGGAGGCAGGGGAAGGGGGGGCACUGUGAAAACAUCAGUACAUCACUGUACUACUCUGCCAAGCUGUGUUGGCUUUGUUUGUCCAUUUGAAUUGUCCAGACAUUUCUUUGUCAUGUACCGCCUGAUGUAGACCCUGAAACUGUGGUCAAAGGUAAAAUGUGUCUUUGAGAAGUGCAGACUUGAAGGUUCCUGGCAUUUUUUUUCAUGCCAGCCAAGCUCGAGAAACACGAUAGAACUGUCAGAGGUUGUUGUUCUCGAUUUCUUUCUCUCUCUCUCUUUUUUUUUUUCACUUUUGAUCUUUUCUCUUUCUCAUUUGGUGUUCAUACAUUCCUUCAGUGUGGCCUGAGCAUCAGUCUCAGUCCACAGCAGUUUAAACGGUGUCCCUGUGAGCAUCAGGCAGCUCAAUUAAACAGUUCAAGUCAGCAACUUUUAGUCAGCUUGGUUGCCUGAAUCUGAGAGCAGAAGAGAAUACAACCAGGGUCAUACUGUAAGACAUUAUGAAAUACAUACUUGGUCUUCCUCUACCAACCAAAUUUGAUUCUCUUUGUCACGAAGGAAAUGCUGCCCGACAUGUUAAAACAACAGUCCUCCUUUUCUUAUCAUGAGUUAAUUUCUUUAGAUAUCAAAUAAACCUGAAGGCUCAGUUUCCCUGCUCACGAUACGACUGCUGCUUACACUUCAUAUCAUGCAUUUUCAAGUAAAUUAUGUUCAGAAAAUGAGUUAGAACAAUAUUGUUGUUUUUUCCUUUCGACUGCUCUUGCGUACUGUCAAGAUGUAAAUGAAAUAUUUAAGGAAAUUCAGUUUUCUUUCUUUUUUUUUUUCCCUGCUUCUGAUGUCAGAUGAUUCUCCAGGUUCUUGUUUGUAGAGCACACACACACACACACACACACACACACACACACACACACACACCUGCCCUUCUGUUGCUUAUGAUGCUAUGUUAGGACUUUAUGCAUUUCAGUCAGCAGGGGGCAGGCCAGUUUUAACUGUUGAUUUUCUGUGUUCUCCGUCUGUUUGCGUCAUCUUUCUGCCUCCCAUGUGUGUUUUCUUUGUGUUUUUUUUUUUUUUUAAAGCCUGGUGGACAAUUCAAACACAAACAGAGCACAAGCGUUGAAAUGGAAAAAAAAAGGAACAAUAAUAAUGUACAAAAAGACCGUAAGAGAAUUUGAAGUAUAGUAUUACAGAUUAAUUUUGUAUUGUAUUUAUUGUGUAUAAUGACACUUUUUAAAAAGAAAUGUACAUUUAGUAAAACUGUAAAUUAAACCUUGCUUCUUUUAUGAAACGUU
Acanthopagrus latus (yellowfin seabream) is the source of this 7936-nucleotide messenger RNA. RefSeq names its product BRD4 interacting chromatin remodeling complex associated protein (gene bicra). Gene Ontology annotation, biological process: positive regulation of DNA-templated transcription. Gene Ontology annotation, cellular component: SWI/SNF complex. The transcript is spliced from 15 exons. NCBI's taxonomy places the organism in Eukaryota, Metazoa, Chordata, Actinopteri, Spariformes, Sparidae. Bases 865 to 6597 code for a protein of 1910 amino acids. The record is from RefSeq and is a predicted model, not a curated record.